Molecule: messenger RNA, 873 nt
Organism: Colletotrichum spaethianum
Lineage: Eukaryota; Fungi; Ascomycota; Sordariomycetes; Glomerellales; Glomerellaceae
Exons: 2
Coding region: 1-873 (290 amino acids)
Source: RefSeq, a predicted model, not a curated record
AUGGCGACGGUGACAGAGUACGGCGCCCAUGGCUCCCUCGGGACGGACGAGAAGCUUACAGAAUCCAGGGCGCCCGCCAACACAAUCAACCCGGGACCAAUGAGCCCCGAAGCCGAGGCCACACAGAAGCGAAAGGCGUCAAUAGACUCGGUCGAUGGCGACAGUUCGUCGAAACGACCGAAAAUUGAGGAAGGCGACCACCGCGACCCGCCUACACAGGACUCGACAGUCUCACCGACGAGCUCGAGGCCGCGGGAUGGAGAUGCAGGUGCAAACACAACUCGACGAGCGCCGUUGUCAAGAGAUGAGGAGAAGAAGCGGGGUAAACGGUUGUUUGGCGGUCUUCUCAGUACCUUGAGCCAGACCAACACCAGCUCCCAGCACAAGAAGCGCAGGGAAAUAGAGCAGCGGCAGCAUGAGAAGGCGCAAAAGCAAAGAGCGGAAGACGAAAAGCGAAGAACUGAGAAGCUCGCGCGGAUUACCGAGGCAAGAUGGCGGGAGCAAAUCAAGUUCGACGAGAAGGCUGUUCGUGGUGGUUCCUCCCUCUACUACCGGCCGUGGAAGCUCACGAAAGAGCAAGAGGACGAGGUCGACGACCAGAUUCAGGAUGCCAGGGCGGUUAUAGCAAGAGAGACGGAAGCUUUCAGAGUCCGCAAGGAAGAGCACGAGCAGCGUUACGGCCAAAGCAGGCCGUCCACGAGAGAUGAGGCGCCUACACACGCAGUUCCCGCAAACUCGACGAAGGCACCUUCAGAGCCCCCGGUGGAAGCUUCCCCGGAAGCCCCAACAGCCACAAACAAUGUGCCUUCUCCACAUCAGCAUGAUGAACCCGGCGAUGUCGUUGAGGAUGCUGAGGAUAUGGUUAUUUACUGA